Messenger RNA from Heteronotia binoei (common prickly gecko), 8479 nucleotides. RefSeq names its product arginine-glutamic acid dipeptide repeats (gene RERE). Gene Ontology annotation, cellular component: nucleus. Gene Ontology annotation, molecular function: chromatin binding; transcription corepressor activity; sequence-specific DNA binding. NCBI's taxonomy places the organism in Eukaryota, Metazoa, Chordata, Lepidosauria, Squamata, Gekkonidae. The record is from RefSeq and is a predicted model, not a curated record. Gene Ontology annotation, biological process: regulation of DNA-templated transcription.
AGCCUUUUUAAAACGCUGGGGUUGCUGGAGUGGUCGAAUUUUCCCUGGAAUUGAGUGAGAAAUUCAGAAGACUGAAGCCCAGGCUCACUGUCUACCUUUCACGGAGGCCCAGCCGUGAGAGGACAGAAGAAGGCACGUGGCGAAUCAUGACAGCAGACAAAGAAAAGGACAAAGAGAAAGAAAAGGACCGGGACAGAGACCGGGACAGGGAACGGGACAAGAGGGAGAAGGCGCGGGAGAGCGAGAACUCACGGCCUCGCCGGAGCUGCACCCUGGAAGGAGGGGCCAAGAACUACGCGGAGAGUGACCACAGCGAGGAUGAGGACAAUGACAACAACAGCGCCACCACCGAGGAGUCCACGAAGAAGAACAAGAAGAAACCCCCCAAGAAGAAAUCGCGCUACGAGAGGACAGACAACGGGGAAAUCACCUCCUUCAUCACAGAAGACGAUGUUGUCUACAGGCCCGGAGAUUGUGUGUACAUUGAGAGUCGUCGACCAAACACCCCAUACUUCAUCUGUAGCAUUCAAGACUUCAAACUGAGCAAACGGGACCACCUUCUGAUGAACGUCAAGUGGUACUAUCGCCAGUCUGAAGUUCCAGAUUCCGUCUAUCAACAUUUAGUGCAGGAUCGACACAAUGAGAACGAUUCUGGGCGUGAGCUGGUAAUUACGGACCCAGUGAUCAAGAACCGAGAGCUCUUCAUUUCGGACUACGUCGAUACCUAUCAUGCUGCUGCUCUCAGGGGGAAGUGUAAUAUCUCCCAUUUCUCUGACAUUUUUGCUGCUAGAGAGUUUAAAGCUCGGGUGGAUUCCUUUUUCUACAUCUUGGGCUACAAUCCAGAAACAAGGAGGCUGAACAGCACACAAGGCGAAAUCCGGGUCGGGCCCAGUCAUCAGGCGAAGCUUCCAGAACUGCAACCCUUCCCUUCAGGAGAGAGCGACUCUGUGACGCAGCAUGAAGAGCUGGUCUGGAUGCCCGGGGUCAACGACUGCGAUCUGCUCAUGUACCUGAGGGCAGCACGGAGCAUGGCAGCGUUUGCAGGGAUGUGCGAUGGAGGAUCCACGGAAGACGGCUGUGUGGCAGCUUCCCGCGACGACACUACCCUCAAUGCCCUCAACACACUACAUGAAAGCAACUAUGAUGCCGGGAAGGCCCUGCAACGCCUGGUGAAGAAGCCCGUGCCCAAACUCAUCGAGAAGUGCUGGACAGAAGAUGAAGUGAAACGCUUCAUUAAAGGACUCCGUCAGUAUGGAAAAAACUUCUUCAGGAUCCGAAAGGAGUUGCUUCCCAAUAAGGAAACGGGAGAACUGAUCACCUUCUAUUACUACUGGAAGAAAACACCCGAAGCUGCGAGUUCCCGGGCUCACCGCAGGCAUCGGAGGCAGGCUGUCUUCCGGAGAAUUAAGACCCGAACGGCUUCCACCCCCGUUAACACUCCCUCCAGGCCCCCCUCCAGCGAGUUCUUGGAUCUGAGUUCAGCCAGCGAAGAUGACUUCGACAGCGAGGACAGCGAGCAGGAGCUGAAGGGCUACGCCUGCCGCCACUGCUUCACCACCACCUCCAAGGACUGGCACCACGGCGGGCGGGAGAACAUCUUGCUGUGCACCGACUGCCGCAUCCACUUCAAGAAGUACGGGGAGCUCCCGCCCAUCGAGAAGCCGGUGGACCCGCCCCCCUUUAUGUUUAAGCCUGUCAAAGAGGAAGAGGAUGGCCUCAGCGGGAAGCAUAGCAUGAGGACACGGCGGAGUCGAGGCUCGAUGUCUACACUACGCAGUGGUCGUAAGAAGCAGCCCACCAGCCCCGAUGGUAGGACCUCCCCCAUCAACGAAGACAUCCGGUCCAGCGGCCGCAACUCUCCCAGCGCUGCCAGCACGUCGAGUAACGAUAGCAAAGCAGACUCAGUGAAGAAGUCCACCAAGAAGAUAAAAGAGGAGGCAUCAUCUCCUCUCAAGAGUUCCAAGCGACAGCGAGAAAAGGCAGCGUCUGACACAGAAGAGCCUGAAAGAAUCAACGCGAAAAAAACCAAAACUCAAGAGAUCAGCAGGCCCAACUCCCCCUCGGAGGGUGAAGGGGAAGGGAGGAGCUCCGACAGCCGCAGCGUGAACGAUGAAGGCAGCAGCGACCCCAAAGACAUCGACCAGGACAACCGGAGCACCUCGCCCAGCAUCCCCAGCCCCCAGGACAACGAGAGCGACUCGGAUUCGUCGGCUCAGCAGCAAGUGCUGCAGCCACCAACGGCCCCUCCCAGCCCCCCACCCUCCUCCUCUCUCCCCGUGUCGGCGCAACUGCCCACGCCACUGCCCGUCGCCUCAAGCGCCCCCUCUUCGGCGCCCUCCCAUGUUUCUCCAGCGUCCCAAGCGCCCAGCCAACCGCUGGCCGCGGCGGCCCCUCAUUCUCACAUCCAACAAGGCCCCGUCCUUCACCCCCAGAGGCUCCCUUCACCUCACCCGCCUCUGCAGCCUCUGACCGUGCCCCCCAGCCAGCCCCCGCUCCCCGCCAGCUCUCAGCCACACCAGCAGCCUCCGCUUCAUGGACAGUCCAGGCUGUCCCCCCACGGCCUCCAAGCCCAGCCCCUUCUGCCUCACCCAGUCUCCUCUCAGCCGUUCCCGCUCCCACCUCAGUCGUCGUCCUCUGCUCAGUCUCAGGUUCCCCUGCAGCCGCCGGCCGCCUCUCACCCCCAUGCGGCGCUGCAGGUCCCAGCGGCGCAGCCCACCUUGCCAUCCCCGUCCCCCUUGCAGCAGCCGCCACCCCAGCCGCCGCGAGAGCAGCCUCUGCCCCCCGCCCCCAUCUCCAUGCCUCACAUCAAGCCGCCUCCCACCACCCCGAUCCCGCAGCUCCCCACCCCGGCACACAAGCAUCCGCCCCACCUCUCGGGGCCCUCACCCUUCUCCAUGAACUCCAACCUGCCUCCCCCUCCCGCCCUGAAGCCCCUCAGCUCCCUCUCGACCCACCACCCGCCCUCCGCGCACCCGCCUCCCUUGCAGCUGAUGCCUCAGAGCCAGCCGCUCCAGCCUUCACCAGCGCAGCCCCCCGUCCUGACGCAAAGCCAGAGCCUGCCCCCUCCUCCGGCCCUCCACCAAGUCCCUCCCCAGCCCCCUUUCUCCCAGCACCCCUUUGCCCCUGGGGGCGCGCCUUCCAUCACGCCGCCCUCCUGUCCGUCAACGUCCACGCCACCUUCUGUGCCUGGCAUCCCGCCUCAGGCCGCAGUCUCCACAUCGGCGGCUUCCUGCGGAAACGUCCCAGUGGUGACGUCCUGUACGAUACCGCCCAUCCAGAUUAAAGAGGAGGCUCCGGACGAGGCAGAGGAACCGGAAAGCCCACCUCCGCCACCCAGGAGUCCGUCGCCAGAACCCACGGUGGUGGAUACGCCGAGCCACGCCAGCCAGUCGGCCAGGUUUUACAAGCACCUGGAUCGUGGCUACAACUCAUGUGCCAGGGCGGAUCUCUACUUCAUGCCGCUAGCAGGUUCCAAACUGGCCAAGAAGAGGGAGGAGGCCAUCGAGAAGGCCAAGAGGGAGGCGGAGCAGAAGUCAAGAGAAGAGAGGGAACGGGAGAAAGAGAAGGAAAAAGAGAGGGAGAGAGAGCGUGAGCGUGAGAGAGAAGCAGAAAGAGUGGCGAAAGCAUCCAGCUCCUCCCACGAAGGGCGUCUCGGGGAAUCCCAGCUGAGCGGACCAGCUCACAUGAGGCCUUCGUUUGAACCUCCUCCCACCACCAUCGCCGCCGUCCCCCCCUACAUCGGCCCAGACACACCGGCGCUACGGACUCUCAGCGAAUACGCACGCCCCCACGUCAUGUCCCCCACAAACCGCAACCACCCGUUCUUCGUUCCCCUCAACCCCACCGACCCCCUCUUGGCCUACCACAUGCCUGGCCUCUACAACGUGGACCCCACCAUCCGGGAGCGGGAGCUGCGUGAACGGGAGCUCCGGGAGCGGGAGAUCCGGGAGCGUGAGCUGCGGGAGAGGAUGAAGCCCGGCUUCGAGGUGAAGCCUCCGGAACUCGACGCGCUGCACCCCGCCACCAACCCCAUGGAGCACUUUGCCCGCCACGGCGCCCUCGCCAUCCCCCCCACAGCAGGCCCUCAUCCCUUCGCUUCGUUCCACCCGGGGCUGAACCCCCUGGAACGGGAGAGACUCGCUCUGGCAGGCCCCCAGUUGCGGCCGGAAAUGAGCUACCCGGACAGACUGGCUGCCGAGCGGAUACACGCCGAGCGGAUGGCGUCGCUCACCAAUGACCCCUUGGCCAGGCUCCAGAUGUUCAACGUGACGCCGCAUCAUCAUCAACAUUCACACAUACACUCGCACCUCCACCUCCACCAGCAGGACCCGCUCCAUCAAGGCUCAGCUGGACCUGUCCAUCCCCUGGUGGACCCCUUGGCAGCUGGACCCCACUUGGCACGCUUCCCCUACCCGCCCGGCACCAUCCCAAACCCCUUGCUAGGACAGCCGCCCCACGAACAUGAAAUGCUCCGGCACCCGGUUUUUGGUACCCCCUACCCACGUGACCUGCCCGGUGCCAUCCCCCCGCCCAUGUCCGCUGCCCAUCAGUUACAGGCCAUGCAUGCCCAGUCAGCAGAACUUCAGAGACUAGCAAUGGAACAGCAGUGGCUGCACGGACACCCCCACAUGCAUGGGGGACACCUUCCCAGUCAAGAAGACUAUUACAGUCGGCUGAAGAAAGAAGGCGACAAGCAGUUGUAAUAAAUUAUUUAUUGGCCACGCCAGCUGCAGAAGACCCCUGCCCUUCGGGAGGAGGUGACGCGGGAGCGCGCUACAGAAGAUCGGGACGCGAGAGAAGCCAUCUUCCGAAGACGCCUUUCUCUGUAGAAAAGGAAAAAGCCCAAGAGAGAGAGACUCGCAUCAGCGCAUAUAUUAUGGGGUUCAUUUGUAGAGAAGAUUUCUCAAGACCGUUUUCGGGGUAGGGUGGGGGGGGAUCUCCUUGCAUGACAAAAACCUGUUACAAAGCCUAUCGAAAAACACACAAGACUCGAGGAAAUAUUCAGACAUGUUCCCUGGGCAGUCUAGGGGGGGGGAGGGGUGUCGGGUUGGGUGGUUUUGUUUUUUAAAAAAAAAAUUGUGUUCGGUUUUGUUUUUUUUUCUUUCGAGUAGGUGCUAGAAUCAGGUUCACAACAUAAUGCAAGCCACUGUGCGUAAAAAUACACUCAAUUUAUAUAUAGAUAUAUAUAUAUACUUUAAAAAAAAAAGAGGGGGAAAAAAAACAAUUCCAAGUUAAGUGGCAUAACAACCUCUGGAAAUCCAAGUGCUAUAAACAAGAAUUUUAAAAUAAAUCUACUUUUAUUUUAAUACAUUGUAGGAAAACUUCAUAAUUUUAAAGAGAGCUUGGCAAGCAUGGCUUUAUAAGUCUGUAAAUAAUUUUUCGGGUUAGGGGCUAAAAAUUAUUAUUAUAAUCUCCAUAAAAAUCCUGAUUUUUUUUUUCUCCCCUCUUCCUUCAGUAACAUCAUAAAAUCCUUACUUCUUACCUGGUGUUGACAAGAGUACAGAGUUGAUUUUUUAAUAUAAGAGGAAUAUAUAUAAUUAUCCCUUUAGUUAAAGGGAGAUGACUGGCGGGGGUUGGGGGAGGCGGGUCAAUAAUUUCAAAAUGGGCAGAAGCCUGAUUUUCUGGUUUGGUAGCAACGUGAGCAUUAAAGGGAGUUGCAGGGAUAAUGUUACAGAACUAUCCUUUUCUUUUGCGUGUGUGCGUGUGUGUUCUUUUUAAUUUAAUUCCUUUGUUUCCAUGGUUGUCCUGAUUGCCUUCCUCCUUCCUGAGCAUUGGUUUUGUCACCAUUCAGUCGCUCAGCAGGUAAAAUACAUUACAUCCGCAUUUGGGGAUAGGGUAUUGAAGGUAAAAACAAGGCCUGUGUCGUAGCCUUCAUUCGGCAUGCCCCACUGGUUUGAGACCAUCAAGUGAAACAGAGUUAGUGCCGGUAGUGUUUGUUCAAGUUAUGGUUUUUUUUGAAGACUAAUGUUGGCCAUUCCCAGAAUAGCUUUUUUUUUUUUAAAGAAAAUCUAUUCCUCCUCCUUUAUACAUGUAACAUCAGCCUGGAAUGUUUUAUCUUGUACAAUGUGCGUGCAACUUUGCACCAUCAUUUUUUAAAAGAUUGGCUAAGUUUUUGGUCAGUCAUCUAGACCUUCAGCCACAAAUCCCACCGGAAGCUCCACGUGAGGGGCGGCUACCACACACGGAGCACUCCCCGGACUUUGGAAAGGACCGUGUGAUUAUUGGAGCCCACACCGGAGCUGCUGAACUUGUACAUGUUUUGAUAGAAUGCAGCAAUACACACCAAACUGUUUUGUUUUAUUUUUUGGUGGUGGGGGGGGGGAAUAAUUUUGUACCUGUGCUGAAUUAGAUCUCAUCGUUCCAGGCCUUUAUGCUUUUGGGAGGGAGGGAGGAAUAGGCAGAAAGGGGCUGUCUUCGAAUAGCUUUCGUGACGGCAAAGCUUACAUUGCACUCGCUACAAAAGGUAAGAUCUUUCACGGUCUGGGUUUACUUUUUAAUAGAGCCGGCCGUUGGCAGAGUUUUGCCGAUAAAUCCAACACAGUGAACCACCAGGGUUAGGUAUCACCUGGACUUAACCCAGAGAGCAUAAUCCCCUAGGAAGUUGUGCAGUCUGUUCGAGUGCUGCAGAAAUGAACAACUCCUGCACGUGACUUGGCUGAAGAGGAAGUUGCAGAGGAAAACUUCCCGGUGGAUUGUGCCUUGACUCCUCAUCUUAAACUGGACAUAGCUGCAUCAUAUUCUCCACCUGCAGUACUUGAACGAUUAUCAUAUUCAUUUAAAAAGGCUGUGCCCUGUUUUCCGCUGGAGGGCCACCAUAAAGCCUGUAGGUGACUUUUGAGGCAAAAUGUGACAAACGUACCUCUUUUUUUAUCCCCCCUCAAACUAUGACUUUCAAUACAAAGGCAAAAUGAAAUCAGGAGCAACAGUGUAUAUGUCCUCAGUUACAGUUUUUUUUGCGUUUGUUGCAUUCAAACACAUUUUCUUUCUUUUUCCCCCCUUCCUCGUUUGGAGGGCUGUUAUCUUUUUCUGCAAAGACUGUUAAUCCGUGGCGGGCCUUCAGAGAGCUUCGUUGUGCUGCAUCAGAUAACCUCGUAGCUAAUCAUUGGCUGCCUCCAAAGACGCAGGGCAGGUUUUAAACCCACAUAACAGAAUUCAGGAUUCUCUUUCUGCCUUAGAUCAGAGAAAGAGGGUUUCUUUGCUGGGCGUCCCACCUCUUCCCCAAUUCCUGCUCUAUCACCCGCAGUCAUUUCUCACUCUGGGUCCAUCCCUUGUUUGGAAUCUAGCGUUUGCUUUUGUGCCAAGACCCAAGUGCCCAGUUGGUGCUAAAAUACAUCCGUGUGUGGCAUUUCUUCAGCCCCCUUGGCCAAGUGAAUAGAUCAUGGCAUUAUGGCACUGCUUGCCCCGUCUAAUAGCCGGGCAAAUUGUGUCAGUGCUUGCCUCACCACUUGGCAAACCCCUUGGCACAGUCUGCGGGGUCCAUGGGAGACGAUUUCCGGAUAGGGCUCUCCUAGGAAGAGUCAUGCGUGCCUUCUCCCAGGAUAUACUUUGCACUUUUGGGAGCUAAAACACUGAAUUCAGGAGUGCAGUGAAGUCUGGCUGACAGAAACACGGCAAACCGGAUCAACGCUUUUAACGUUGCAAGCUAGUCCAGAAUUUUUCCGUUUGUAACGCAAUCGUUUGAAAGCCUAAUAUGCAUUACGGCCACAUAACGUCUAGUCUCCCAGGGCAGGACAUUCCCAACAGACUCGGCUGUCUUUAAGGCACAUCCCUACGAUCAAAGAUUCUUCUCAAGGAAACCAGAGGCUGGUGGCUCUUGUAAGGGUGAGACUGGAUUUGUAGAGAUCUCCCGUCCCUUCCCAAAACUACAAUUCCCACAGUUCUUUAGGGAAAAUAGUUUAGCGUGGAUGACAGCUUGUGGCCUUUGCCCCUUCAGGUUACAUGUAGCACUUUGUGAUUCCACCUUUGAAUGUGAGAGUCUUAUUUUUUAUGUUUAGGGUUAGUCUUGAAUCAUUCCGGGGUGCCAGAAAAAUCUGGAGGCUGUUUCGUUCUUGAAUCUAAUGAUUAACUACAGUGUUGUUUGUUCUUGAGCUCUGAGGCCACCAUGCCCUGUUUCAAGCUCCCAGACAUUUUGGGGUUAUCUGUUCAAAUUCCUUAAUUUCCUCUCCCCUAUUUGAAUUUUUUUAAAAUUAUGUUUGCUUUUCAUGCUCCCCCCCCCCCUUCCAAACCGUCUCUUGUUCUGUGUCGUCAUGGUUUGACCUAGUUUCACUGCGCCGUUUAAAAAGCAGAAUAUACAUUCUGACAGCUACGUUUAUAUAUAUCUUGAGGCUUAGUGUAUAUAUGAGUAGUUUGCCAUGGGAUAACACAGUGUAAAACAGAGUAGAAAACCCAGAAAUCGUGACUUCUGUGUUCUCUCCAUUUGAGUAUUUUGUAAUUUUUUUGAAAUAUUUGUGGACAUAAAUAAAAACCAAGCUACACUACA